Penicillium lagena is the source of this 726-nucleotide messenger RNA. Its product is annotated as fungal specific transcription factor domain-containing protein. Gene Ontology annotation, biological process: positive regulation of transcription by RNA polymerase II. NCBI's taxonomy places the organism in Eukaryota, Fungi, Ascomycota, Eurotiomycetes, Eurotiales, Aspergillaceae. The record is from RefSeq and is a predicted model, not a curated record. Gene Ontology annotation, molecular function: sequence-specific DNA binding. The transcript has 3 exons. Gene Ontology annotation, cellular component: nucleus. Bases 1 to 726 code for a protein of 241 amino acids.
AUGCUGGGGCCUGUCGCAUAUGCUAAACUUUCUCGGAUCUUAAGCACAAUACUACGAAACGUCUAUUCGAUCAAGCCGUCACCCCAGAGUUCAAGACAUGCUUUUGUGACUCAAUAUACUGAGCAGCUGAGGAGCUGGCGGGCCGGCGUCUCUGAUUUUCUCGAUCCGCCAGCGAGAGCGGCCCCCCUGAUUCCCAUCUUCCAGCGGCAGAAGAACUCAAUUCCUUCUCCGUCACCAUUGAAGGUUGCUGAGCCACCCGUGCAGUUUACCUCAUACUUUGCUUUCUCCGCAGCGGUGAUUCUCUACAUUUAUACCAUCCAGAAGAGCAAAGAUGCUAGGGAGACUUACUGGGGCUAUUUAAAUGCUGCUAUCCGUUGUCAGCAUCAGCUCUCAAGCUUGGCAGAUGCCGAGUCUCUGGCUGCUCGGUACUGUUUGGUCCUAGAAGAAUUGCGGAUGGAAGCGUUGCGACAGACCGGGCAAUAUAGUGGCCCAGCCUCGCCGGCUGAAGGACCGGAGCUUUCCCUUUCCCUGGAGAGCGCAGACGCGUUUGCUGCGACCAGUGAGAGACCCAUGGGUACCGGUCUUGGCCUUCCUGAUGUCGGCGUGGACGAGGUUGGUGGUUUUGACGAUGUCAUGCCCAUCGAAUGCCUGCCCGAAAUGACGAGCUGGGCCCAAUUCGAAGAGCUAGUGAGUGCCCCGCGGGGGGAACUAUACCCGCCUAGGUAA